Molecule: messenger RNA, 2494 nt
Organism: Archocentrus centrarchus (flier cichlid)
Lineage: Eukaryota; Metazoa; Chordata; Actinopteri; Cichliformes; Cichlidae
Product: leucine-rich repeat-containing protein 15-like
Exons: 2
Coding region: 281-2044 (587 amino acids)
Molecular function (GO): protein binding
Source: RefSeq, a predicted model, not a curated record
GAGGGGGCAGGGGGACAGCCGGGAAACUAAAGCAGACCAGUGAAGCUCAGGAAAAGGACCUACGAAUUUCAUGACAGAGAGAGAGCGAUAAAAGCUGAAUAAUGAAAAGAUCUGACAGAUGACGAAGAACAGGAAAAUGUGAUGGUGUGAAAGUUCUGACAGUGCUGGAAACUUUCAGAGGAUUAGUAAAGCUGAGGAGGAAGGGAGGACGCACAUAAAAGGACGCCACACCAACUCACUGUCUCUGUUCACUGAUCGUCAGCCGCAGUGCUAGAGGGUAAUGAUGGACCUGCCACUGACCCUUCAUGUGCUCCUGCUUCUCAUGUCCCUCAGCACUGCUGUCUGGGCAUGUCCAGAUGGAUGCAAAUGUCCAGGAACUGAAGUUCAAUGUAUUGGCCUCUCAAACUUCCCCAUGGCUAUUCCUUCAUCUACCACCAAAAUCUAUUUAGUAAAAUGCAGUUUUAACUCUCUGGAGCCAGACGACCUGACUGAUUUCUCUAAUUCCCUGGAUUUGUUACUGAUCAAAGAUUCUGUUUUGGGGGAAGUGCGUCCUGGCACAUUUAAUUCCACAACAAAUAUAGGUUCCUUAACAUUAAGUGGUAAUGAACUGCUAGAUCUCCCAGAAGCCUUGUUUCAAAAUCUUCAGAAACUUGAGGUUCUGCAGCUAAACAGCAACAAGCUCUUAGUAAUCCGCCCUCAGUGGUUUUCCCUGUUGACAGAGCUUAGAUUACUUGACCUUAAAAGAAACCUUUUCACUGCAGUACCCGUGGAAACUCUUCACCCACUGACGAAGCUGCAGCAGCUUUCACUUUCCGGUAACAAAAUUAGUCAACUAUCGAGAGAAACCUUUAAGGGUCUUUCUCAGAUGAAAAUCUUACGCCUGAACAAAAACAUGCUACAUGAACUCCAAGUUGGUAGUUUGGAUGACCUUGUAAACCUGGAGGAGCUGUCACUACAAGACAAUCUAAUCACUCAUCUCCACCGUGACCUGUUCUCCAAGACUCUAAAGCUCCAGAAGCUGUUUCUCUCCAACAACAAGCUCACAUCUCUCCCAGAAGGAAUCUUCCUGAACUUGCCACAGCUUUCCCAGAUCUCCUUGUAUGAAAACCAGCUGGAGAGUCUGGGUCCAGGAGUGUUUGGGCCAAUGGUCCUUCGGGAGUUGUGGCUGUAUGACAACAAGCUAAGCCGUGUGGAAGCUGACACGUUCAGGAACCUGACUCAGUUACGCCUCCUAGUCCUCAGUCGUAACCAGAUCAGCUAUGUAUCCACCAGAGCAUUUAGAGGGUUGGAACAACUGGGAGAGGUAUCACUGCACACCAAUCGGCUCACAGCCCUGCAAGCUGGGACUUUUCAGGAACUACCUAAUCUGGUCAACAUUUCUUUGGAACACAACUUCAUAAAGUCCCUCCCUUAUGGUUUCCUCCAGGGCCUGACCCACCUGGGACAGAUAGACCUGCGAAACAAUUCCCUCACUAACCUACCACAGGAGAGUUUAGAUGAUCUCACUGCAUUAGAAGAAGUACUCUUGCAGCAGAACCCCUGGAGGUGUGACAAGCAUAUUCAGCCACUUAGGGACUGGCUGAAGCAGCACCCAUCAAAAGUUAACCAAACCCUUGUUGUGUGUGAAACUCCUUCCAGUCUAUCUGGUGAGAUGAUUGCUCUGCUGCCAGAUGAAAACCUGAUGUCUCUUAGCUCUACUCAGGAGCCUGUGUUGACCUCAACAGAGAAGAGGAAGAGGCCCCAUACACCGCCAACAAAACAAAGCACUCCCUCACCUUCUGUCAAGACGGUGCCCACCGCAGAGCACGAAGAGGUAACCAGCAGUGGACAAGGGAAUAAUGGAACAGUUUCUCAUGAUAUUUCAAUCACCCUGAUUGUCAUUGCAGUAGUGUGUACUGUCAUCAUCAGCACUCUAAUUAUCAGCUGUAUCUGCUGGAGGAGAAACAAGAGAGGCAAAGGGAAUAUUGGCCGCAGAAGUAAGAACUCUGCUGUAGGCUACAACUCAGCAAAAGCACACCAAGAACUUUUAAAGGGGAACUCAUAGAGUUGGUUACAAAGCCUCAAAGGCAACAGAAAGUACCAAUACAACUGCAUCACAAAAUAACAAGUAAACAGCUGUGCUUUUGAAUUUAUUAGCUUUCAGUUUUAGUCAUCAGAGUUGCCAUCAGUAUUCCUUUCUGAUUGUGCUUCAAGAAAAGAGAGGACAGCUUACAUAUUAACUGUAACAACAAAUACCAGCUUUUGGACAACCUGGACAUUUUUGUGAAUGUAAACUGAAACAUGCUUCUUUUAGUGAAUUGAAGUUUCUGUUUUCUGUUUCCCCCUGUUUCAUUAUUACUUGUUGCAGCUUGACAGCAGCUUUUGUGCUAACAACACAGCAUUUAGCAAACAGUUGAAGUUCUUUGCAAAAGAGCUAUAGUAUAAAAGAUGCAGUUUGGAGUUCACUAUAAUCAAUGCUUCAAUAGCCUGAAUAAAUGCAACACUUCUAAUAGGA